CCUUUCAGAGCCUCUGAAACUGGUAGAUUAGCCAGGAGCAAUGCCCCGGACCCCCACAAGACUAAUCAGCCCCUAUGGCUCUGAUAGGUUGGUGCAGUUAGCUGCUAGGCUUCGGCCAGCUCUGUGUGAUACCUUGAUCACUGUAGGGGGCCUGGAGUUCCCUGCUCACAGCCUGGUGCUGGCAGGUGCAAGCCCAAGGCUGGGUUGCAGGGGCAGGUGGGCUCUGGUGGAAGGCAUCAGCCCUUCUACCUUUGCUAAGCUUUUAACCUUUGUGUAUGGAGAGAGUGUAGAGCUACAGCCUGAGGAGCUGGGGGACCUUGAAGAGGCAGCCAGAGCCUUGGGGGUGCAGACCCUGGAAGAGGCCUGCAAGCGAGCUCAAAAGGACAAGCAUGAAGAUGAGCUGGAUGGAGGCCGGAAGAGGCACCAGGUGGCAGCAGAGCUCGUCAGGAGUUCUGAGAGAGGACUGGGGGGUCCCGCAGAGAAGCAGGACCCAGAGAAGGAGUUUAGGAGUGAUGGGAGAGAACAGGAGAUGUUACCCAAGCGCAAAGCACCCGGAGAGAGCCCUGAGAGGGCAGGGGUAACUAGGAAGAUGAGAGCGGAGGAGGCCCGCAGCCCAGCCCCCGUGGGCCACAGGGGAGCAGAGAGGAAGCAAGGAGAGGCCGUAGAAGGUAUAGAGAGCCCUGAGGGCUCUGAGGAGUGUCUUCGCGGGUGCCCUGGUCCCCCCCUAACCAGCCUCAUCCCCAGGCCCUGGUGGGCUGAGGCCCCUUGGUUGGGAGAAGGCCAACCUGGCCUGUGGAGCAUCUUCCUGUGGCCACCCAGAUAUGACACCCCCUUGUCCCUUAGCACCCCCGUCACUGCAGCCUGGCAGGUCUGGCCUCAAGCGCAGAGGAUCCCACUGACCUUGAGCCACUCCAAAGGUCUCUGGAGUCAGAAUCAGCUGGCCUCCUCCAGCCCCACUCCAGGCACACUGGCAACCUGUGUGGGUCAGGAACGCACACUGAGCUGUCCACCUCACCCACACUCUCCUUUACCCCUUCCUGCUCGCUCUCGGCCCUACUCUUGCUCUGUCUGUGGAAAGAGGUUCUCACUCAAGCAUCAGAUGGAGACGCAUUACCGAGUCCACACAGGAGAGAAGCCCUUCUCCUGUAGUCUCUGUCCUCAGCGCUCCCGGGAUUUCUCUGCCAUGACCAAGCACCUGAGGACACAUGGGGCUGCUCCCUAUCGCUGCCCUCUGUGCAGGGCUGGCUGCCCCAGCCUGGCUUCCAUGCAGGCUCACAUGCGUGGCCAUUCGCCCAGCCAGCUGCCGCCCGGAUGGACCAUACGCUCCACCUUCCUCUACUCUUCCUCGAGGCCGGCAAGGGCCUCGAUCUCUCCCGGGAGUCCUACCUCCUCCUCUGCCACCUGACCGGGUGUUGGUAGCUACUCUGGCUUUGACAAGCGUCCAACCAAAAGAAUGAAAGGCAUACGGGCUCAGCCGCCCUGUAUUUAGGGUUGCUUGGCAAAUGUGACUGCGGAAGCGCUGCGGGACAGGAACCACGAUGAGCGAGUAUUGCAGAAGUCUUGGCCGGCUGACGAGUCCGAGUUAAAUACAUUUAAGUUGGCUGGAGUGAAGAUUAACUGGGGACUAUCAAUUUCAUCACUAUAAUAAAGAGUUUCCUGU
Molecule: messenger RNA, 1660 nt
Organism: Phodopus roborovskii (desert hamster)
Lineage: Eukaryota; Metazoa; Chordata; Mammalia; Rodentia; Cricetidae
Gene: Zbtb32
Product: zinc finger and BTB domain containing 32
Exons: 4
Coding region: 41-1405 (454 amino acids)
Biological process (GO): regulation of transcription by RNA polymerase II
Cellular component (GO): nucleus
Molecular function (GO): protein binding; DNA-binding transcription factor activity, RNA polymerase II-specific; RNA polymerase II cis-regulatory region sequence-specific DNA binding
Source: RefSeq, a predicted model, not a curated record